This is a messenger RNA of Pseudo-nitzschia multistriata, 1727 nucleotides long. NCBI's taxonomy places the organism in Eukaryota, Bacillariophyta, Bacillariophyceae, Bacillariales, Bacillariaceae. The record is from the annotation of a GenBank genome assembly.
UGCCACAGGAGGAAAGGUCUCAAAAUCAGUACCGACGUCCACUACCAAUGUUUGUUCCCCGGAAGAAACAGGCGAAAAAAAGAGCUAUAUUGUCGUGGAGGAUGAACGGGAGCAUCAUAAGCAUGAUGAGGCGGAAACAGAAAAAUGUAAUACCGAUGACAUUACUGCACAAAAAGAUAUCUUUGCUCACAUGAUGAAGAGAUCUAUGAAAGUAUUUUCUGAGAAGGAAGCUCCCACGUCUUCACCAAAGCUUCUCCAACAAAUGCACCUUCACAAGGAUGGGACAGUGAGCUUGACCUGCUACAAGAUAAAAAAUGCAGUGGAAUCUCGCGAUGAUAUUGCGUGGUCGGCAACGGUUCAAGUGAGGGGGAAGAAGGAAACCGCAACACCUGCGAUAGAACUCUUGAUCAGUUCCUCCAUACCGUCGUUCGGUUCCAACGCCUCUACGCCUCAAAUUCAGCAAGAACGACAGCGACUCGUCCGGAAGCAUUCGAGGCUUUCGGUCCCGGUGCUCAAAUCGAUUCUCCAGAAGAGUAUUCGCCGCCGGAAGCCCCUCCCAUCGGUGAGGGUAGCCUCUGAACUCGCCGACAAAAGUUUGGGAGACCUUCUCCGUCGCUUGCCAAUUAUUAUUCUCGAGGACUCGACUUUGCACCCAAGUUUCCCAUUUCUUGUCUGGUUGAUGAUGGCCGACUCAAAGAAUUACCAUCUCCCCCUCUUUCUACUAAAACGAGUGUUGGGGAUCGUAUUCGAAAUGGCCUCCUGUCGGUGGCAAGAUUCUUUAAAAGUGCACGAGCAACAGAAAAUUAAUCACAACGACGAAUCUACAACGGAUAUUCCAAGUGAACUUACGCUGGCAUGCCUUCAUAAUUACAAAACUGUAAGCAAAUUCAGUGAUGACAAUGCUUUAUCCACACAAUCUGGUACAGAAUUUUGUUUGAGCAACGACGAGUUGAUCGUUUGGUCAAUUCUAAUGAGAGGACAAUACGGUGGCAUGGCAUGCGACAUCAAAAUGUUGAAAGGUUACGCCGCACUUUGGCACCAGAGAUUCUUUUCGAUACAAACCAUCCCGGAGAAGACAAAGAAAAUCUUGUCCCCGCACGGUCCUUGUCCUUCUAUUACUACUUCGGACGAGAUCGUUCUUGAAGAAUGGAGUCAGGUUCCUGUCUUUGUUCAUCAAUCUGCUGCCAAGCAGAGUGCCAGUCGUAUCGACCGCUUAUUGAUGGCAACGCCUAUGGGGUCGUUUUCUCGACCCCAGUCACAAAAGGCAGCACAGAACAAAAACAAUAAUUUUGUUGGCUUGAUCAGCUUGGGGAAGUCCGAUCUAACCGUGGAAGGGGUGGAUUUCCAUUGCUCUUCUAUAUUGGAGAGUGCUAUUCUUUCCAAUCCAAAAGUCGUGGAGGACUGUUGCGAUCAUCUUGAAGCCAUUGACCGAAAGUAUGGUCACGGGAAUUCGUCAACAGGAAACGACCGACGCACCAGGAGCCUGCAUUCUUCGCUUCGAGGUGUCUUAAAAUCGUGCAUGUGGAAGUACAGUGCCGGUGUUAACCUGCGGUUACCUUUGCUGACAGCCGGUGGAUCCACAGAAGACAAACGCGAAGGUGUGAACGACUUGAAACAAUUCUAUGAAAAUGUUAUUAAACCUCGAACCAAAGCGUUUGCCGAACGGUAUGUAGAGGAUAGGCUCUCUAGAUGAUAGAAAGUCCGGGAAAUAAAUUACAUUUAACUUC